This is a messenger RNA of Arabidopsis thaliana (thale cress), 1614 nucleotides long. RefSeq names its product Single-stranded nucleic acid binding R3H protein. The coding region runs from base 473 to 1528 and encodes 351 amino acids. The transcript has 4 exons. The record is from RefSeq and is marked reviewed. NCBI's taxonomy places the organism in Eukaryota, Viridiplantae, Streptophyta, Magnoliopsida, Brassicales, Brassicaceae. Gene Ontology annotation, molecular function: nucleic acid binding.
UUUUGAUAUAGGAAACUAGGCAUUGAUAUAUGGUUAGAUACGUGGCAAUACAUGAGUGGAGACAGUAGCUGUGAGACGUGGCAAGAGAAGAUUGGUCGAUGGGAGUGUUAGAGGAAGAAUCGAGAUGCAGAGAUAUAUAGCUAAUGAAGAUCAUUUGCAGAAGAUAAGAAGAUUUUGGAUUUGUUGUUUAUAGUUUCCUUUUGGAUUCUCUCUGAGAAUCGUUCCUCAUCGUUCGCCGGAGUUUCAUGUUGAACUCUUGUAGAUGAGAAGUUGAUAUCGCGUUUCAUGAACGUUGUAUCAAUCUGUCAUUUUCAUUAAUCGAAGCAUUCUAUUUCGUUACUCUGUUUUCCGUUAUCACAAUCAUCCUCUUCCUCUAAAUUCUCUUCUUCUCUUUGCUGCUACAGAAAAAGAAUCAAGCUUUAGAGGCAAGCAAGGACUCACUCACCCACAAGUAUCCUCACCCCAUCUACUCAUGGACACAGCAUUGACCUCAGAAUCAGGCUGUGCCGUUAUAGCCGAUAAGGGAUUCAAUGUGGAUCCUUUUUUGGUCGAGGCUCUUCAAAACCCUCGACAUCGUCUAACGAUUUUGCGGAUGGAACUUGAUGUUCAGAGGUUCUUGCAGAGCCCUGAUCAGCAGCAAUUCGAGUUCCAGCAUUUCCCUACAUCAUACCUCCGUUUUGCGGCUCAUCGUGUUGCUAAUCACUAUGGACUAAUUACAUCAGUUCGAGAUGGUGGUGCAGAUGGUAAUGAGAGCAGAAUUGUCGUGACUAAAUCUAGUGAUAGCAGAUUUCCUGCUGCUCGACUAUCUGAAAUCCCUGUGAAACAGUCAGAAACUGGCAAGUUUGAGCAUAUGAAAGUUGUUAUAAAGCCAAGACCUACUAAAGGAUCUGGAAUGGAAGGUGAUGAACUGAAAGGUGGUCUUCUGAAAAGUGUUGAAGAGAGGAAAGAAGAUUACGACAGGGCUCGAGCACGCAUAUUUAACGGUCUUGUGAACAUUGAUUGUAACGAUUCUUCAUCUGAAACUAAUCCUUGGAGGGUGAAUUGUAGUUCUAGCAGAGAUGAAAAUCAAGUGUUGAAGAAUGGUAAUAUCGAAGCAGACAAGAACAAUAUCUCUAGGAAGAGCAAUCCUGCAUCUCGUAUUGCAAUUCUCAGAGACAGAGAGAAAGAUCGAUAUGACCCUGACUAUGACCGCAGCAAUUACAGGUACAUUAGUAACCUCCCAGUCGAUCAAAAUUUAUGCGUGGCACACUUCAACAUUCAGACAAUGGGGACACCAAUCUAUGAUAUGGGAUUUAGAGGGUAUAGUCCAACUGCUCCUCCAUCUCUUAACUUGGGUCAACAUUCUGUCAUGAGCCCCUGCGUCACCACAGGUUUAAACCAGCCUUCAAGAGAUGCUGCUAUGUACAUGCAAUGGCCAAAUGCAGCAGCUGUGAUGUAUACUCAUUCAUAUGACCACUUCAGAAACUCCCCUUUUCAGGCGCAGUUCUAUCCGCAGCCCCUUAGUUUCGAUUACAUGCAGAACCGGUAAUUACUUUUCUCAUCAUGGCUAAGGAUUUGUGUAAUCCAGAUUUUGAGACAGUUUGAUGUCAAAAAUAGACAAACUUAACCUUUUGA